UUCAAGUGUUUCAAAACCCAUAUCGAGUCCAGAGUUCAUGGAACAAUACGCAUGCGUUAAGCUAUAUCAUAUAAGAAGACUCUCAAACAAUCAUCACAGAACACAAUUUACUUAUAGGUUACUUUACCGCUUUCAGUUUUUUAUUUUAUGUUUUUAGCGAAUGCGUUCGUUAGGUAGAAGAAGCAAAAGUGGAAAUUUAUGUUAGGUUGAAUUUUCUGUUAUUAGGUUUUAUUUUCAUUUAUCCCUUAUAUCUUUUGAUAAAGAAGUGAUUUGAAUUGCUACAUAUUUUACUUCUAAUAUGGCUGGAUUAAAAGAAGUAGGAGGAUACAAAUUAGGUAACUUGAUAAUUGAGGGGAAAACCAAACAAGUGUUUGACAUUCCUUCUAUUCCUGGACAUUGUAUAUUGUUAAGUAAAGAUAGAAUAACAGCCGGAGAUGGAGUGAAAGCCCAUGACCUUGCGGGAAAAUCUAUAAUUUCCAACAAAACCACUUGUAAAGUUUUUGAAAUAUUGAACCAAGUUGGAGUCCGCACUUCUUUUGUGAAAUCAGUGUCUGACAAUGCAUUCUUAUCAAAGAAAUGUGAAAUGAUUCCAAUCGAAUGGGUUACUCGGCGCUUAGCUACAGGAUCUUUUUUAAAACGUCAUCCAGGAGUAAAAGAAGGUUAUCGUUUUUCUCCACCCAAGCAUGAGACCUUCUUUAAAGAUGAUGCUAAUCACGAUCCCCAGUGGUCUGAAGAGCAAAUAAUAUCAGCAGAGUUCAAGGUCAAUGGAGUUGUUAUUGGAAAACAUGAAGUAGAUGUGAUGACCAAAACGUCUAUAUUAGUAUUCGAGGUAUUAGAAAAAGUAUGGCAAACAAGAGAUUGUGCCCUAAUUGACAUGAAAAUAGAAUUUGGCGUAGAUACCUCAGGUGAAAUUUUGGUUGCUGAUGUUAUUGACUCCGAUAGUUGGCGGCUAUGGCCUUCAGGAGAUAAAAGAUUGAUGGUGGACAAGCAAGUGUACAGAAACCUUUCCACUGUUACCGAUAAAGAUUUGGAUGUGGUGAAAAGGAAUUUCGAAUGGGUUGCAGAUCAACUGGACCAUUUAAUUCCUCCUAACAAACAUCUAGUUGUGAUAGUGAUGGGCAGCACAGCUGAUAAAGAACAUUGUAAUAAAAUUAAAAAAUACUGUGAGGAUCUUGGACUGAAUACUGAAAUUAGAGUGUCCUCUGCACACAAAACCACCGGUUAUACUUUGGACAUAAUAAGCUAUUAUGAAGGACUGAAUAUUCCUAUAAUUUUUAUAGCAGUAGCUGGAAGGUCCAAUGGGUUGGGACCAGUUAUUUCUGGCAAUACAGAUUAUCCGGUGAUAAAUUGUCCGCCGGGUCCCAAGGAAGAACUAGCUAAAGAUAUUUGGUCUAGUUUGAAUGUCCCUUCUGGCUUGGGAUGCGGUACUGUGUUAUAUCCAGAAACGGCGGCAUUAUUUGCGGCACAGAGUAUCGCUAUCAACAAUUAUAUUGUUUGGGGCAAACUCAGGUUAAAACGACUUGGAUUUUUCAAAAGUUUGCCUAAAUCUGAUGAAGAAAUCAGGAGUUCCAACCAAUAAUUAUUAAUUUUUGUUUAUUUAUAUUGUUUAUGUUUAUUAAAAAAAAUGAAUUGAA
This is a messenger RNA of Leptinotarsa decemlineata (Colorado potato beetle), 1634 nucleotides long. RefSeq names its product PAICS bifunctional enzyme (gene Paics). NCBI's taxonomy places the organism in Eukaryota, Metazoa, Arthropoda, Insecta, Coleoptera, Chrysomelidae. The record is from RefSeq and is a predicted model, not a curated record. Gene Ontology annotation, biological process: 'de novo' IMP biosynthetic process. Gene Ontology annotation, molecular function: phosphoribosylaminoimidazolesuccinocarboxamide synthase activity. Gene Ontology annotation, cellular component: cytosol.